UUCAACUUCCAACAGCGCCGAACCGUGUGAUGAAACCAAUUUGAAAAGCAAAGAUUUCCCUCUCAUUCUUCAGUCCAUCUUUUCCUGGGGAAAAAGAAGCUAUGGUUAUGAUCCCGACAGAUUUGAACAAUUCCUCCUACGCUAACGACCCUCUCUACCCAUGGCUACUGUCGAUAGAAAAGGAAUUGGACGACUGGUAUUCAGGGAACCGCUCUGGUGGAGAUCUCGACAAUCUUUUAUCAGAUUGUAUCUCCACUUUCAAGAACAAUGCCCAAUACAGAAACGACCUUAGAUUUCUUAAGAUUUGGUUCCUUUAUUUAGAAGGAAGUAAAGAUUACGAAAAUAUUUUUAGAGAAAUGGAGGAGAAUGAGAUAUGUAUUGGACAUUCUCUACUUUAUGAGUGGUACGCAUAUUUUCUUGAAGCCAAAGGGAAGUGGAAGGAAGCACACAUCAUUUAUCAUAUAGGCAUUUCAAGAAAAGCUGAGCCAAUUGAGAAGCUAAAGUGGGCACAAUCCUUAUUUGUCAAAAGAAUGUCUGAAAGGCUUAAUACUUUCUCACUUGGGAAGGUUGACGGAGGUGAACAAGUUGAGGUUGGCAUGAAACUUAUUAAUCCAUGGUCUGCCUUCAUCCUUGAAGAGCUUUUAAAGAAGAUACAUCCACGAAUCACAAAAUAUGAUGGAUACCACCUGAGUAAGAAAGCUUACUCUGGAAAAGUGGCCUUAUCUUCUUUGAAGAAAUCAUCAAGGAAUAAAAUUAUUGAGAUAGGCGGAAAGAAGUAUCAGAUCAAGGGGUGUGCUGGUCAGGGUGGCUUUGCUCAAGUAUUUAAAGCGUAUGUCGAUAGCAAUCCUGAUGAUGCUGUUGCAUUAAAGAUACAAAGGCCUGCUUUCCCUUGGGAAUUCUAUAUGUACCGUCAACUUGAUGAACGCAUCUCAGGCAAACAGAGAUCAAGCUUUGGUUUUGCUCAUAAAAUUCAUAUCUAUUCUGAUUGUAGCAUACUCAUAUGUGACUAUCUAGCUCAUGGGACACUUCAGGAUGCCAUUAAUUCUUAUGUAGUUACUGGCAAGUUCAUGGAAGAGGUAUUGUGCAUUUAUUACACUACAGAGAUGCUUUACAUGUUGGAAACUCUGCAUAGCGUUGGCAUCAUUCAUGGUGAUUUCAAGCCUGAUAAUCUUCUCAUUCGCUAUUCUAAGGAUGACCUCUCAGAAGAAGGGUUUAAAGAUCGAACUGACUCUUGGCUUGAUCAGGGUCUUUACCUUGUCGAUUGGGGGAGGGGGAUUGAUCUGCAACUUUUUCCCAAGAACACAGAAUUUACCGGUGAUUGUCGAACUUCUGGGUUUUGUUGUAUUGAAAUGCAAGAGAAAAAACCAUGGACCUUCCAGGCAAACACAUAUGGCCUAUGUGUUGCUGUCCAUAUGAUGCUGCAUAAUACUUACAUGGAAGUUGAAAGAAAAACCUCAGAUGGUGGCUACAUUUAUCUACCAAAAUCAUCUUUUAAACGAUAUUGGAAUGUUGAGCUAUGGAAGGCCCUGUUUACAAAGCUGCUUAAUGUUAAGCCAGGCAACAAUGACAUAGAGUUGUUGCGUAGCUUGAGGAAGUCAUUCCUAGACUACAUGCAUGACAAUCCCCUUCUUAUAAAGAAAUUAAAAGGGUUGCUAGUGAAACAACGGGGUACCCUGUGCUCGGCUUAGUGCACCUCUCAUCAUCAUUAUUCGUGCACAAAUUUCGCAACAAUAGUUGCAACCCAGAACAGUUUUAAAUUGUGAAAUCUCUUGAUUUCACUAUAUAAUCUAUGUACAGAGCAUAAAAUCCAACUUAGUUUAGUGUUGUAUUACUGUAAUAUACUAGUAUACUAGAAGAAUUUACAGUCUGGUGGAUAUAGUUGAUAGCAAAACUCUCUUUCCAGGGAAACCUUACAAGAGAAUUGAUUUCCUGAUACGUAUUGCAAGCUAUCCAGCUGAAAUUUCUGAGAAUGAACUGCUACUAAACUCCUUAUGCUAAUUAAUAUUAUAGUUUUGGUAGUUA
This is a messenger RNA of Gossypium raimondii (Peruvian cotton), 2022 nucleotides long. Its product is annotated as mitotic checkpoint serine/threonine-protein kinase BUB1. Gene Ontology annotation, biological process: mitotic spindle assembly checkpoint signaling; protein phosphorylation; meiotic sister chromatid cohesion, centromeric. The record is from RefSeq and is a predicted model, not a curated record. Lineage: Eukaryota; Viridiplantae; Streptophyta; Magnoliopsida; Malvales; Malvaceae. Gene Ontology annotation, molecular function: ATP binding; protein kinase activity. The transcript has 14 exons. The coding region runs from base 102 to 1688 and encodes 528 amino acids.